This is a messenger RNA of Closterium sp. Naga37s-1, 495 nucleotides long. Lineage: Eukaryota; Viridiplantae; Streptophyta; Zygnematophyceae; Desmidiales; Closteriaceae. The record is from the annotation of a GenBank genome assembly.
AUGCUCGAAGGUCAUGGGAACGUAGUGAUCCACUACUGGCAGGCUUGGCACCCUUCCCCCACAUCGCCCACGCUUCCCCCCACCGUCGCCCACGCUUCCCCCCACCGUCGCCCACGCUUCCCCCCACCGUCGCCCACGCUUCCCCUCUCAUCGCCCUCCCUGUCGCCUGGAAAUGAGCCUCCCCGCCGACCUCCCUUCUCUCCCACCUCUCUCCACGUCGUCAUCAGUCCCCUGCCUAUCACGUUCCACCUCUUCAUCGCCAUUGCUUCUCCACCCAUGCCGCCCACCCUCUCAUCCGUCUCGAGCGCUGGGGAUGGGGUCGUGACUCGAUCGCGGUGGGAUAUCACAGGGUGUAUCAGCAGCACCCACACUUCUCUCUCUUGCACCAACCCCGCACGCAUGGCAGGUGCUGCUGUGGCUUUGGAGGAGAGCGCUGGGCGCACAGCCGGGGCAGCGCGUGCAAUCGGGCAGCAAGGAGCGCAGUGCUUCAGAUGA